CAGAAUUCCCCACCGCGCCGCUUCUUGGGCCUAGGCGGACCGCGAACUGCCGCCCGGGCUCCCGAGUCGUAUUAAAAGCGGGCGGGCGCAACCGGUUCUCACUCGGCAGUCGACUGACGAUAGAGCAGGUUGUUCGCGCAGCUUCGUCCCUCUGCAACGAUGCGCUGUUUCGUGCUGGUGGGCGCUCUGCUGGCCGUGGCACACGCCGCCACGGUGACGAAAAGCUCCUCUGCUGGAGGCACGUCUGUGGACGGCUCGUCCGUGCAUAGGACGGAGGAGGUGCACAGCGUCGUGCCCGAUACCUCGCUCGGUGAACGCUUCGGCUCGCGUCGCACCUCCACCAAGGCCUCGCGGCCACGCCCCACCUCCGGAGCCAUCGCGCCUGCAUCUGUGGCGAGCCCCAGCUCCACAGCCGCCCGACCGACAUCUUCGCUGCGCCCCAGCUCCGGAGUCGCACGGCCGCUGUUGAGCCCCGUAUCAGUGCCGCACGUGCCAGCCAUGCCUCCCAUCAACCUGCACGUGCCCGUUUUGUCCGGCACGCUCGGAACCCGCUUCAACAGCCGCGGCGCGGCGGCGAAGCCGGCCCCCGGCUCGCUCGCCGCAGCGCAGUCGAAGCUGAACCAGAUUGCCGGCCAGCUGGCCGCCGUCCAGCAAGCGCUUGGCGUUUAAGCUGGCGACGCUACGCCGCGCGCCGUGGUGCCGGCGCCGUCACAGCUGGGCAGCGGCGAACGAAGAGGCCUGGAGCGUGCUGCCGUCCGGGGGUCGCAGGGUACGGCGUGCGGGGACAGGCCGCGGCUGCCACAGCAGAGCCAAGCGCGCGCCGUGGAUGCGGUGUGCUCCCUGCACACUACCAUGUCGGGGAGUGUGCAACGGAUUGCUUGGUGUCGAACGAGCGCCAAAGUUUGAUCUACAGGGCGGCACGGCUGCUAUUGCCGUGGAUUGUGCAAUUUGAUGGAUCAAUGACAAUGACGAUGCCGGGAUGUGAUAUGAAACACAAUAAAUUAGGCCACAAAGAGGCAUUUUAA
Molecule: messenger RNA, 1025 nt
Organism: Pollicipes pollicipes
Lineage: Eukaryota; Metazoa; Arthropoda; Thecostraca; Pollicipedomorpha; Pollicipedidae
Exons: 2
Coding region: 160-669 (169 amino acids)
Source: RefSeq, a predicted model, not a curated record